AAACCCGCCCCCUACCCAUCCAGCUCUCUUUCUCUUUCCCUCUUUUUCUCUCACCACAGAACAUUUCCAGCCUUGGCAAGUUCCUCGUGAUUUGCUCUCAUCGUCUUAAUGAAUUCAACUGGGAGUGCAUUGGCCCUGAUGCCCACCCCUUCAGGGAGAGGUCCAGUGCUCUUGCAUAUAUCUGCAGGGCUGCUGCAUGCUUUCCAUCGUUCCAUCAGCUUCUGUCACUAACACAUCCUCUUAAAGGGAGUGUGGGAGAAAGCUAAGCCAGCCAGAAGGUCAGAGACACUCGUGCAUCACAGGUGCCUUGAUGCAAAAGGAAGGUUGUGUCCGUGUGCCAGUGUUUUUGAAAAGUGGAACUUCUUAAAGCUGUUAGAAAAUUUGUUUUUCUAUUGGACGACUCACCUGUGGACAGGUGAAGUGGAAUCAUGGGUAUGAUGUCACUGCUGCUGUUGAUGGUGAUUGGUUGGUGUGGUGGGGUGCCUCCGUUGAGAGAGGUGUACAGAAUGCCACAGAGCGCACUUAAAGCUCUGUCUGAUAGAGGAACAGUAGUGAUGGAGGCCGCUCUGUCCCGCGCUCUGUCUGCCGUAGAUGCUGCCGUAUUGGACCGCAACAAGGCUGAGGCAGGCUGCAGAGGGUGUGUGCCCUGUCUGUUUCAGGACUGUGGACAGCGAAAAGGCGCUUGUGCUUCUCCAGAGGAUACACAGUCAGAGCCGAGCUGUCAGGUCAUCUCUCGCGCUCAGGAGGAAGCUGAUGAAGGAGAGAGGAGUUGGUUGCUGAGUCAGGCCUGUGGCUACUACAAACGCCGGUGCACACCUGCACAAGUGAACAAAGACCUGUGCGUCAGAGUCAUGGGAGAGAGUUGCAGUGCUCGCGUCCUGCAGUGCAGUCUGCUCAACACCAUGCAGAACCUGGAGCCGGCCACACAGACCACAGCACAGGCUGUGUGUGGCCAGCGUUUCUCUGUCUCACAAAACCUGACACAGCCUCGUUCUCGUAUUAUGGGGGGAUCUCCUGCUCCUCUGGGCAGCUGGCCAUGGCUGGUGAACCUUCGGCUGGAUGGCGCUCUGAUGUGUGGGGGCGUGCUGGUUGACAGCUCUUGGGUCCUCACUGCUGCCCAUUGCUUUGCUGGGAGCCGCAGUGAGAGUUAUUGGACAGCGGUAGUGGGAGAGUUUGACCUCAAAAAAACUGACCCUGAUGAGCAGAUCAUGAAAGUCAAUCGCAUCAUCACUCAUCCGAAGUUUAACCCAAAGACGUUUAAUAACGACAUUGCUCUGGUGGAGCUGAGUUCUCCAGUUAUUCUGUCUGAACGGGUCACACCUGUCUGCGUGCCCUCUGACCUCGACCCACCGGCUGGUACACCCUGUUUGGUGGCUGGCUGGGGCUCUCUAUAUGAGGACGGACCCUCUGCAGAUGUGGUGAUGGAGGCGAAAGUGCCACUGCUGUCUCAGACCACCUGUCGCAGUGCACUGGGGAAGGAGCUGCUCACGAAUACCAUGUUCUGUGCUGGGUACCUCACUGGAGGUAUCGACUCAUGCCAGGGUGAUUCUGGAGGGCCGCUGAUCUUCCAGGACCGUUUAUCGGGACGGUUUCAGCUCUUUGGCAUCACCUCUUGGGGGGAUGGCUGUGGGGAGAGGGGAAAGCCUGGUGUUUACACACGGGUCACCGCCUUCUCUGACUGGGUCAUGACAGAGAUACAGAAGUCCUUUGGGAGUCGGGAGCCCACAUGUCCUGAGCUGCUCAAGACAACUGAACUGUCUGAAGAACAGCAGAUGUCAGAAUUGACCACACUCUGCCACUUCUACACGCUAUCCUGCUCUUCGACCCUCGACCCCUCUGCCUGUCAGCGUCUCGCUCAGGACAAAUGCCAAAGCCGGCUUAAGAAGUGCAAGUUGCAUUCCUUUCUGCAGACUCUGCUGGACUUGCUUCAGAGGGCCGAUGACUGUAUCAGAGAUAAAGUUGACCUGACCUUCUUCACUCAGACUCUUCCUCAGUUGGUGGAG
Carassius auratus (goldfish) is the source of this 2003-nucleotide messenger RNA. RefSeq names its product serine protease 56-like. NCBI's taxonomy places the organism in Eukaryota, Metazoa, Chordata, Actinopteri, Cypriniformes, Cyprinidae. The annotation marks the transcript as partial. Gene Ontology annotation, biological process: proteolysis. Gene Ontology annotation, molecular function: serine-type endopeptidase activity. The transcript has 10 exons. The record is from RefSeq and is a predicted model, not a curated record.